Molecule: messenger RNA, 1663 nt
Organism: Marmota monax (woodchuck)
Lineage: Eukaryota; Metazoa; Chordata; Mammalia; Rodentia; Sciuridae
Product: lymphocyte antigen 6D-like
Exons: 3
Coding region: 1-333 (110 amino acids)
Biological process (GO): lymphocyte differentiation
Cellular component (GO): cell surface
Source: RefSeq, a predicted model, not a curated record
AUGCGACACCUGCUCUGGUUGCUGCCUCUGUUCCUGUUGGCAUGGCCAGUCCAGGGCCUGAAGUGUCACGAGUGCUUGGCAUCAGGAAAUUGCUUCCAGCCCACGUCUUGCAGGGCUGACGCCCGAUACUGCCUGACGACCUGGAACAGUCCCCCAGGACAGAAAACACUUGUUAUAAAGUCAUGUGCUUACACCUGCCCUGGCUUCCAAGAGAGCCUGAGUUACUCCAGAGCUUCCUGUUGCAACACAGACCUCUGCAACAGCACCGUGAGCCCCAGUGCCAGCUGGGGGUUGCUGGCCCUGAGUGUCUUGGGUGCCUACCUCAUCAGGUAAUGGUGGAGCUCAGUCCAAGGCACGCCCAAGAGUACAGGACUAGGAGUCUGGAGCCAGGUUCCACUGGUGGCUGACAUGCUUUUUGGCCUUGGUGUGGCACUUCUGCACUUCCAACCAGAAGGACUCCAGGAGAGAAUGAACACAUAAGUGGCCUUUAAAGGACACUAGACACACCACUCAAGGUCAUUUCUGCUGUCCAGGUUGCUGCAUUCUGAUCACCAGCCUGAGAGCUGGCCAUCUCCCAGCCUCCAGGGGCCAUGCAGUUACAUGGUCCUGGUUAAGCCAGGCUGAAGCAGGAGCCUCUGGAAGUCCAAUCCGUUGUUCCUUUCCUGGUGUUUCAGGGCUCAAACUCCUAGCAACCUCAGAGAACCUGGGCUCUGUGCCACCACCUCAAGUGAGAAGGAUCCUUGGCGGACACUAGUGCUACAUUGCCAGCACUCAAGCUUGCUGCUGUGAGGCAGGCCAGGGACCAUGGAGAAAUGCCAAGCCUUCCACUGGCUGGGGCAGGGGCAAUUGGCCAUGUGGGGACAGAGGCACCCCUGAGCAUCACAUGGGGUGGUGUUGGUGGCAGCAGGGACAGCACAGAUAGCGCAUGCAGCCCCCGGCGUCACCUUCUGUCUAGGGCUGGGCCUGCCCACCCACAUCAGAAUCUCAGCUGCGAGAACUCCUGUGCAUGCUGGAUCCAAGAGCACAGGGAUAAGAAGAGCAAGGGCCAGGCCUCACCCAGCUGUGAAGCUACUUCAGAGCCAAGCCUGAGGCCACCUCCCCUCUCUGCCUACAGCUUGGAUGAUGCCUGGGUCAGCUGGUCAACCCUCAGGAAUCAUACAUUUUUUAUUCAAGAGUGACUACCUCCAAAAAGAACAUAUAGCAGGUUCUUUCCUCAGAGACCUGAAAGCUCAGACAGCACCUGCCCUGCUCUUCCCAGUGGGGCCUCGACAGGCACUGGCCAGCAGAGCAGGCUAUGGAAGGGAAUUGUGGAGAGCCCACCAGCCUGCCCUGAGGUCCCUGGCUUCUCACCUGACUCUCCUCACCACCUACCUCACUUCUUUCUCCUCUUGGGGAGGGAAGGUGCACAGGCUCCUCACUUGCUACAACCCUCGGGCAAGGCUGGGGUCUCCUCUGACCCUAAACACUUACCAGGACCUCCUUCCUAACAAAGUUGGGACUCUUCUGCAAUCGGGCCCCUCAUUCUAGCCAUCAAGGGGACACAGCCUGAGAAGACUGGUGUCACCAACCUCCUCAGCAGCCCUGGUAUUACAACCUCACCCAAGUACCAGGCCUCAAGAUCCCCUUUGACCCAUCAUCCCAGAGGUGGGACAUCUAUAAAAAC